Malassezia japonica is the source of this 2316-nucleotide messenger RNA. RefSeq names its product Nucleoporin nup84 (gene NUP84). Gene Ontology annotation, molecular function: structural constituent of nuclear pore. The transcript has 2 exons. The record is from RefSeq and is a predicted model, not a curated record. Gene Ontology annotation, biological process: post-transcriptional tethering of RNA polymerase II gene DNA at nuclear periphery; protein import into nucleus; mRNA export from nucleus. Lineage: Eukaryota; Fungi; Basidiomycota; Malasseziomycetes; Malasseziales; Malasseziaceae. The coding region runs from base 1 to 2316 and encodes 771 amino acids. Gene Ontology annotation, cellular component: nuclear pore outer ring; nuclear pore.
AUGGCGGAGCCCGUGUCGAGUUUCGAGGCGUUUGCGGACGCGUACCGCGCCGCGAAAAGCCUCGAUCUUGCAGAGCAGCUUGACCCUGAGUCGGGAACCGCACUUGUGUUUGCGGAUAUCUGCGCCGAACGUGCGCGGCUCGACGAAGACGGCGUCGUAGCGCCGUUGGAAGACGUCAACGUGGACGAAUGGAAGACGGAGGAACAUACCUGGACGCUGAUCCAGCUCCUGUUUUCUGAACGAUAUAUCGAAGGCCGCCCAAGCCUGCGCGCAGAUGCCGCGCACGUAUACGAGACACCUCUUGCGACCGUGCAGCGUAUUUUGGAGGCCGAUACCGAGCUGACCGAGCUCAAGAUUGUGCGUGAAUGGCUCCAGGAGCUUCUUCCUGUGCAGCACACCAUCGAGGUGCGCAAAGGGUACCUCCCCUUUACGAAGAAUGCGCUGCGCUCGUCGAAGCGCACGCAGCUUCCGUCGAACCUUUCCGGCCGCCGCGGCAACGAGCGCCUGGUGCAGCACCUGGACCCCGAUGCGUCUGUGCGUGGCCCUGGAUCACUUGACGUGGAAGACGUGAACUACGAAAAAGCGCUCGUUCGCUCCCUCUUUGAAUACGUGCGUGCCGGCGAGCUGGACAAGGCGCUGCAUCUCUGCUCGCAAACGAGCCAGCCGUGGCGUGCAGCAUCGCUGCGUGGUGCGCUCUUUUACCACAACCCCCAGCUUGCGGAGCCGACCGGCGACGAGGCACUCGGCGACCGCAUGCGCAGUGUCUGGCGGCGCGUCGCCGAAAAAGCCGCGACGAGCCAUGCGUUGGACCCGUACGAGCGUGCGCUGUAUGGCGCGCUCUGUGGCCAGCUCUCGUCUGUGCUUGCAGUGAGCGAGACGUGGGAGGAGCAGCUGUGGGGCUACAUUAAUGCGCGCUUUGAGCAGCGCCUGCAGCGCGAGCUGGUCGAGGCGACGCCGGCGCAGUGGAACGCGGACGGUGCAUCCCAUACCUCGAGCACGCUGCCCGAGGCGUCCGCGGAGGCCUCCGAGAGUCUCGAGUCGAUCUUUGAGCAGCUCGUGCAGUCCAAGAGCCCCGGUCUGCAGCAUGCGGCGAUGGACCCCUACCAUAUCACGCAGCGGGCGGUGAUUACGAACCAGAUUCCCGACCUGAUUGCGCGCGUGAAUGCGCGUCUCCCCGAGCUCGAGGCGCUGCGCCCCGAGGAGUUUGCGCGUCUCGUGCGCUUCUUUGCGCACCUCGUCCUCUACUGCCAUAUGGUGCAUAUCCCGCUCCCUGUCGCGCUCCGUGCGCCGAUUCUCAACGCAUACGUCGGCGUGCUGCAGCGCGCCGAGCAGAGUAGCGAGCUGGUCGCCUUGUACGCGAGCAGUCUUGAAACAGAAGACGCGCACGUCGUAUAUGCCGAGUUCCUCUGUGGCAUGGAGACCGAUGCGCCGCUCGAGGAGCGCCGCCGGGCGCUGCUCCAGGCGCAGCCGCACAAUCUGGACCCUGCAAUUGUGGCGCGGUGCACGGUGGACAUGAUCUUUACGUCGCUCCUGCCCGCGGUGGCCGAAGGCGGUGCGACGAGCGACUGGGACGCCUCGCUCUCGCCGAACGAGCGGCGCCUGAUUCUGGCGGUCGACUGGCUGACGUUCUUUGAGGCUACGUACGCGGACGCCAUCCUCCAGGCGAACCGCCUGAUGCGCGUCUUUAUGGUGUCUGGGCGCCUGCAUGCGGCGCACAGCCUCUUGCAGCGCCUGCCCCACGAGCUCUUUGCGCAGCUCGACACGGCCGACGUGCCCGAGGACCAAGUGCUCGAGCUCGACCACUGGCGCAGCUACUUUGACGUGCUCAACAAGAACGUCGCGGUGCGUGGCCUCUGGAGCGACUACUGCCAGACGGACUCGCGCGCGGAGCAGCACCAAGGCCUCGCGGCGCUUGCCGAAGCGGUGGAUGCGGCGCGCUUUGCCAACCUCGAGCUGCUGGAGCUCGGCUGGCUGCGCAUCGCCUUGGAGCCCGUCUCGGAGGAGGACGCGCUGCGCCUCGACGAGCUGCUCAUGAUCCGGCGGCGCUACAUCCCCGAGAUUGUGCUCAGCCUGCACCUGAUGCUGGUGGAUACGAGCCAGGCGCUGCCCGAGAACCUCGCGCACGCGCUGGCGCUGCCGAACCUGGUCGCAGACGAGCGCUUGCGCCUCUAUGCCGAGUUCUCUGCGGCCGAGCCCCUCGCGGACGGCUCGCGCAACCUGCUGCGGGCGUACCUGGAGCACGUCCGGAACGCCGCGCUGCUUGCUAUGGACCGUCGCCAGGACGUGCUGGGGUGUGACAAAGGCGUGCUUGUCUAG